This is a messenger RNA of Strongylus vulgaris, 623 nucleotides long. Lineage: Eukaryota; Metazoa; Nematoda; Chromadorea; Rhabditida; Strongylidae. The record is from the annotation of a GenBank genome assembly.
AUGAUUUACGUGCUUACUUUCAGCUUUGGUACGGGACCGGCUGGUCUUCUUUCGCCCCUGCAUCUGGACAGCCAUCGCAGACACGGUGGUAACCCAGAAUUUGCACGGCAUGUCUACAUCAAAGAGGAGACGGAUCCACUCGAUACAGCAUCGCAUCAUCUCCUAAUGCAACAGCAGCUUCCGCUAUCAUCACAGCAGCAACAACAACAGCAAGAGUUGGAACGAAUUGCACAGGCUGAAACACCACCUGCCGUUAGCAACGUUGAGUUGGCUUCAACAAUGAUUGCCAGUUUAAUUGGAGAGCAGCGUACUUCCUCUCCUUCACCACAAAAUUACUCUGUAUGCGUUCCGCAGUCAUCAACAUCGAUGAUGCAACAUCGAAUAGCAAAUAUCAAGCGAGAUACAGAAGACUCUCUUGAGGGUCGCUCUAAUGGAGAUGAUGCUGAGCUUGAAAUGCAAAGGCAACAGUAUUCUCAAAAGGGUGCGUUUCAUUCAGUGCGAACAACUAGGGGAAAAUCCUGUUCUUUUUAUUUGUUCAAACUUAAACUCAAAAUUUGUUUGAUUCUAAAGAACGAAGAAAUUGAAGCAUCAAAAGUACUCAAACUUAUAAUUUAUGUCUAACC